Sabethes cyaneus is the source of this 1541-nucleotide messenger RNA. It is a transcript of the gene Nup62, whose product is annotated as nuclear pore glycoprotein p62. The coding region runs from base 96 to 1007 and encodes 303 amino acids. The transcript has a single exon. NCBI's taxonomy places the organism in Eukaryota, Metazoa, Arthropoda, Insecta, Diptera, Culicidae. Gene Ontology annotation, molecular function: phospholipid binding; structural constituent of nuclear pore. Gene Ontology annotation, cellular component: nuclear pore central transport channel; nuclear pore. The record is from RefSeq and is a predicted model, not a curated record. Gene Ontology annotation, biological process: protein import into nucleus; RNA export from nucleus.
UUUGAGGUUUCGCAUUUCCCAUUUCGUAGUUUCCGCGCGUCUCGUUAUUUAUAAAAUAUUAAAAGUUUAUCGUUUGUUUCCGGAAAUCGGACAAAAUGAGCUUCAAUCCAGUCACCACCGCUAGCACUGGGUUCACCUUUGGUGGUACUCCGUUCGGCACGGGAAAUACUGCUUCAGCUGGCGCUGCUACGACAGCUUCUGCGACCCCGGCAACAUCUGCUGCUACACUAUCAUUCGGAACGGGAUUGUCCACUCCUGCGGCGCCGGCAACAGUUGCUACGGUUGCACCAACUGCUACCACGACUGCGGGCCAGCAGCUCACACUCGGUGGUUUCACGAAUCAGGCUAAGCCGGCGGAACCGGCACUACCUGCGGCUAAUCUAACAACUACUACUCAAACCACCCAAUCUUCGGCUGUAUCUGGUUCGCAGUUGAAUUAUUGCCAACUCGAGGAAUUCAUCAACAAAUGGACCCUGGAACUGGAAGAGCAGGAAAAACUUUUCACGAAUCAAGCAACGCAAGUCAACGCGUGGGAUAAAUUGCUGCUAUCCAAUGGCGAAAAAAUAAUUUCGCUCAAUGAAUCUGUUGAAAAGGUUAAGGCUGAACAGGACACAAUGGAACAAGAGCUGGAAUUUAUCACAGCACAGCUGACCGAGCUGGAAGAGUGCAUCAUACCACUGGAGGAGGAACUGUCCAAGAUUGUACAGGUGGACAUAGAACGAGGUCAAACCUAUUCCAUGGCUGAAACACUUGAUUCACAGCUGAAGCAGAUGUCCGAAGACUUGAAGGAAGUUAUUGAGCAUCUAAACGAGUCUAACAAGUACUCGGACCCAAGUGACCCUUUGGUUCAAAUCGGUAAGAUACUGAAUGCGCAUAUGAACUCCCUGCAGUGGAUAGAGUCGUCCACUUCGAGCAUUACCAACCGGCUGGAGGAUAUUGGCAAGAUGCACGAUACCCUACGAAAAGAUAACGAACGUUCCUUUCGAUUGACCUAUUACGAUAACUAGUUUGACGGUUUAGGUACAGGUGAACAAUUCAUUCUGUUAACAUAUGUACGGUUUAAAAUAAUUAAAUGAUUCGCGGAGUUUCCAAUUUUAAAUCUUGUUUUUUGUUUCAUUUAAACAUGGUGACGAAAAUCGAGUUCUGCUGGACAAAUAUAGCUGAUGAGUUAUUUGUGAAGCAUAUUUUUGCUACAAUCUAACAAAAAUUUCGAGGUUCUUCAGAUGACACUGUGGUAUUAGUGUAAUAAAACGUGAUAUAAAAGAUCGUAAAACAAAAUUUUUUUUGCUCAAGAAUGGACAAUAGUCUCUCUAUUUACUCGAUCGAAAAACAAAAACUUUUUUCCAAAAAACGAUCCCGGAGUUGUAGAUACCCAACGUGAAAAAAAUAAUCAUUUAUGAACCAUUUGAGAGCAAUUCGAUUAAAACAGAGUGUUAAUUGAUCUGAGCCAGGUUAGUGUAUGAACUCUCGUAGCAAUGCCCUUAGCUCGUCCAUCCGCUGAUUGCCGAUAUUAGUUAUAUAAUACUCCACCAAUAAUUGUU